AUGUUGUUCGAAGGGACUGGUAAGUAAUUGUUCUUUUCAUCUUAGGGGAUUAAUUCACGGUAGUUAAAAAACCAUUUUGUUUUAUUAGUUUUAGGGAACUUAAGGUUCUGGAGUGGGUCUAACGACCAUGAAGAAAGGGUGGCCCCAUCUCCAAAGGGGGUAAAAAAAAAAAAACAGCGCUCUAAUAAAUGAAUUACCACUCCAUGAUAUAUACACUGGCAAUUAAAUAAGACGUUUUUGGCACACUAUUUCUAGGUUUUGGUUCAUAUGGAAAGAUGUACUAUGACACCACUCUUCAAGAGGCUUUUUUUCGAGGCCUGAAAUGCCACUCCAACGACUUACCAGCAACCUGCAAAAUGGAUAGGCUAAUUGCAAAGUAUUUGCACGACGAAUACAACAGCGUUUUCUAUGGAAAAGCGCAGAACCUGGGGCGAGUUCUUUGUAGAGCUUAUGACGAAGCACUCGAGAAGUAUGACGUGUUGAUUUUACCGACAGCUCCGAAGAAGGCUUUAGUCUUCCCAUAG
This is a messenger RNA of Porites evermanni, 524 nucleotides long. Lineage: Eukaryota; Metazoa; Cnidaria; Anthozoa; Scleractinia; Poritidae. The record is from the annotation of a GenBank genome assembly.